ACCCAAUCCUCGCCUGCUCCCUCUCUCCUCUACCAUAUUUCAAACCACCAGCUACUCUCUCUCUAGAAGUUAGGGUUGCUCUCCGAAUCCUUCUACUACCUCAUUGAUUCAGUUCACAAAACCUACUCCCCAUUUCCUUCAAUGGCGGUUCCUGCCGGCUGUUAGACUCCCCGAUCUCCGGAAUUCUCCAGCUGGUGAUGAGCUCCGUCGUCUCCGAGACUGUCAUUUGACUCCGAAUCUUGAGGCCGCGAAGGGGCGAGCUGAAACAGCAGCAUUUUGCGUCGCUUUGGUGCUUUCAGCUGGAGUAGAGAGAUCUGAGCCGCUGCAGCUGGAAAUGAGCGCUUCGAGGUUCAUCAAGUGCGUGACCGUCGGCGAUGGCGCCGUUGGCAAGACCUGCCUGCUUAUUUCGUACACUAGCAACACUUUCCCCACGGAUUAUGUGCCAACCGUAUUCGACAAUUUCAGUGCGAAUGUUGUUGUGGAUGGAAGCACCGUCAACUUGGGGCUAUGGGAUACUGCUGGCCAGGAGGAUUACAAUAGGCUGAGGCCAUUGAGUUACCGAGGAGCGGAUGUCUUUAUUCUUGCAUUUUCACUUAUUAGCAAGGCUAGCUAUGAAAACAUUGCUAAAAAGUGGAUUCCAGAAUUGAGGCACUAUGCACCUGGGGUUCCUAUUAUCCUUGUCGGAACAAAGCUAGACUUAUGUGUGCCUCUGAUUCUUUCACGAAAUGGUGUAGAUCUUCGAGAUGAUAAGCAAUUCUUCAAUGACCACCCUGGUGCAGUGCCUAUUACCACUGCUCAGGGAGAGGAACUCAAAAAAUUGAUUGGAGCUCCAGCCUACAUCGAAUGUAGCUCCAAAACGCAGCAGAAUGUGAAAGCGGUGUUUGAUGCGGCCAUCAAGGUAGUGCUCCAGCCUCCAAAGCAAAAGAAGAAGAAGAGAAAGGGACAAAAGAAUUGUUCCAUAUUGUAAUUUGAUUCUCCCAAAGUGGGAAGAAAGUCUCUCUUCCCCAGCUAUCCCCCUAGGUAACUUCUCAUUAUCGUCUUUCCUCCGAUCUGGCCCUGAAAUUGGGAAGCUGAGAAAUCCGUUAUUGUAUAGUAUUUGAGGGUUGUGUUCUUAGGAUGGAAAUUCCAGACUCAUUAUUCGUCUUGCUUUCUUACAUAAUGUUCUCGUCUGUAUUUUGAACUGCAUUCCCUCUCGAGCAUGCUUUCUUGUUGUGUCUCACUAGCUGAUAAAGAUGGGUUAUUAUGUCCUUGAACUUGUCUGAAGGAACCUGGCUAUAUGAUAGGAUUGAUGGUCUGGAGUCUUGACUUCGGUGAGGCGUGAAACCUGUGUUAGCAGUAGCACUGCACGUUUUCAUAACUGUCGGAUGACUUGACAUGGGCUCGAAAGUAGUGGGUGUGGUGUGAGUUAACAGUCGGCUUCUUCCGUAGGUUCAAAAUGUCUGGGUUUAUUUGGGUCUUGGUUUGUGGUUCUGGUCGUCGAUGACUGGGAAGAUGAAAGAUACUAUGCAAUGCAAGGAUGAGACAAAAAUGUUUUUGUUUAGGCGGACUGUUGAUCGUUCAGAUGCAAGUGAUCCGGGAAGGAGAUGCAUGUAUCUUGUGUUUAACGAAAUAGAGCAAACGAAGAUCAGCCAGCUGCAUGAACCCAGGAAACUUUUAUGCUCGACCGAGCGAGCGCCAUUUCUGCAUUUCCCAAGUUCUGGCUUUGUGAAACCGUAAAUUGAGUAACAAGGCAACGUUCCCCUCGUUAUUUUCCGGUGAGAGUGUGAAGUCAUUCUGUUGGCGAAAAUAGCUCCGAAGGAAAUUGACGGAGGUAUGGGACUACAAUGAGUCAAAUGUUUGAUCGGAUUUUUGCAUUAAUCACA
Molecule: messenger RNA, 1862 nt
Organism: Linum tenue
Lineage: Eukaryota; Viridiplantae; Streptophyta; Magnoliopsida; Malpighiales; Linaceae
Source: the annotation of a GenBank genome assembly